Molecule: messenger RNA, 3224 nt
Organism: Poecile atricapillus (Black-capped chickadee)
Lineage: Eukaryota; Metazoa; Chordata; Aves; Passeriformes; Paridae
Gene: OLFML2A
Product: olfactomedin like 2A
Exons: 8
Coding region: 449-2356 (635 amino acids)
Biological process (GO): signal transduction
Source: RefSeq, a predicted model, not a curated record
AACCGGCCACGGGGCUCCGCGAGAGGGGAACGGGGCUCCGCGAAAGGAGAACCGGGCACCGAGCAGCGAGCGAGGGGAACCGGGCACGGGGCAUGGGGCUCCGGGAGAGGGGAACCGGGCAUAGGGUAUAGCUCGGGGAAACCGCACAGCCCCGGCGAGCGUCCGGCCGGGCUCGCCCGGGGACACCGCCUCCUCAGAGGAGGGGAUCGGCCAGCCCGGGGAGGGACGGGCAGCCUCGGUACAGCGGGAGCCCCGGGGCGAGCACGGCCAGCUCCACCCGGGGGGAACGCGCCGCCCCCGCGCCGGGCCGGGCUCUGCUGGGGCCGGUGCCGCCGCCGGGACGGGGCGGGGCGGGACGGGACGGGACGGGCGGCUCCUCCCCGCCGCCGGGACGGGCCGGGCCGGGCGGAGCGGGCGCUCGGUGCGGGCGGUCACCGCCGCUCUCGCCAUGCGGGCGCUGCUGCUCCCCGCGCUCCUGCUCCCGGCGCUGGCCGCGGUGCGCGGCGCCGCCACGGCUCUGGGUGAUGUGGACCAGGUCCGGAUGACCUCGGAGGGCUCCGACUGCCGCUGCAAGUGCAUCCUGCGGCCGCUCAGCAAGGACGCCUGCAGCCGCGUCAGGAACGGCAGCGCGCGCGUGGAGGAUUUCUACACCGUGGAGACGGUGAGCUCAGGGGCUGACUGCAAGUGCUCCUGCACCGCGCCCCCCUCCUCACUCAACCCCUGUGAGAAUGAGUGGAAGAUGGAGAAGCUGAAGAAACAGGCCCCUGAGCUCUUCAAGCUGCAGUCCAUGGUGGACCUGCUCGAGGGAACACUGUACAGCAUGGACCUGAUGAAGGUGCACUCUUACAUCAGCAAGGUGGUGGCACAGAUGAACACGCUGGAGGAGACCAUCAAGACCAACCUGAGCAGAGAGAAUGACUUCAUGAAGGAGAGCGUCCAGCACCUCACCGACCAGAUGAAACGCUAUGAGAACUACUCUGACAUCAUGAUCAGCAUCAAGAAGGAGAUCUCCAAUCUGGGCUACCAGCUGCUGCAGAAGGAUGCAGCUGCCAUCCCCGAGAGCAAGGCUCAGGACACGACAGGUGGCCGAGAGAAGGAGGUGGGACGAUACCCCAGCACCCGCAAGGCACUGGGGGACAGGGCAGGCCCCCGAGCACCCAAGGAGAAGCCACUGAAGCCCGAAAAGCCCAAAAAGGAGAACACCAAGGCCAGAGCAGGGUCACAGCCCACAGCCAAGCCCAAGCCCCUGGCACAGCAGCAGACUGUGGUCCGAGGCAUCACAUACUACAAGGUCGGGCAGGUCGGAGCAGUGGAGGGUCCGGCCGGCAGCCGUGAAGGCCCUGUGAGAGGGGCAGUUGUGUCAGAGCAGCAGGAGGAGAGGGGCCCCCCACGCCCCUCAGCCGAGGGCACCCCAGCCCAAGCUGGUGCACAGACAGAGACCACCGUGUCCAGCACCACGGCUGCACCCAGCACUGCCCUGGCCCCCCACAGCACCGCCCGCAGCCCCCCUGGCCCCGGCCUCGGGCACGGGGCUGACAGCACCGGGGACCCCGAAACACCAAACAGAGUAAAGGAGGUGGAGUGCGAAGGCACUAUCGAGUCAGUGGAGCCCCCCACGGAGCACCACAGCUACGGGCGCAAUGAGGGGGCCUGGAUGAAGGACCCGGCAGCCAAGGAUGACCGCAUCUACGUCACCAACUACUACUAUGGGAACAGCCUGGUGGAGUUCAGGAGCCUCGACAACUUCAAGCAGGGCCGCUGGAGCAACCUCUAUAAGCUGCCCUACAACUGGAUUGGCACCGGGCACGUGGUGUACAGAGGGGCCUUCUACUACAACCGUGCCUUCACCAAGAACAUCAUCAAGUAUGACCUGAAGGAGCGAUAUGUGGCGGGCUGGGCGCAGCUCCACGAUGUGGUGUAUGAGGACACGACGCCCUGGAAAUGGAGGGGCCACUCAGACAUCGACUUCGCUGUGGAUGAGAGUGGGCUUUGGGUCAUCUACCCCUCGGUGGACUAUGACUACUCACAGCAGGAGGUGAUCAUCCUCAGCCGACUUGACCCCGUGGACCUCUCGGUGCGCAAGGAAACCACCUGGAAGACGGGUCUGAAGCGCAACACAUACGGGAACUGCUUCAUCAUCUGUGGCAUCCUCUAUGCUGUGGACACCUACAGCCAAAAGGAAGGGCAGAUCUCCUAUGCCUUUGACACACACACAGACACGGAGGCAGAGCUCCGACUGCCCUUCCUCAACCACUACUCCUUCACAACGCAGGUCGACUACAACCCCAAGGAGAAGGUGCUCUAUGCCUGGGACAACGGCCAUCAGAUGACAUACGGGCUCCGCUUCGUGGUCUGAGUGCCCGGGCGGGUCCCACUGCACUCCUGCACCCACCCUGCACCGUGCCUGCCUGGGGCACCCUGACGCAGCCUGGCCCUGGUACCCCAGCUCCAGCCAGGGCUGUGGCAAGAGCCCAGCUUCCACCCCCAAACCUCCCCCAUCUGCUAUGGCCGUCACCCGCAGUGCGCCCACUGUACUGCAGGGCAGGGAGAGCCCGUAAGAGCAGCCCCCAGCAGACACACCUGUGACAACCUGGCCCUGGGGCCGUGGCAGCUCGGCCAGCUUCGCCUUCCCAGGGACAGAAAGGAGCCCAGCCCCGCAUCCUUUUGCCACUGCUGGCACCGCCUGCCCUGCCCCAGCGCACUGAGCCCCCCCUGCACUGCCCCCAUCCCAGCCACACUCCCCGCACACCCACCGGGACCGCGCGUCCCGUCCCUGCCGGCGGUGCCAGGGCCGGGACAGCUCCAUGCCCUGGCCUGCACCGGGCCCCGUGGGGCGGGCGGGUCCCCUCACUGCCAGCCGCCAGGAACAGGUGCCAGUCGCUAUUUUAGGAAAUAUGGUUGAGAUGCCUUUGCUUUUGCUGAUCAUGAGUUUGUUAUUUAAAUGCAUUCACUGAAGCUGUGCAAGUCCCUUUUGGCAGCAGGCGUGGAGGAGCCUGCCUAGGGUGUUCUGCCUGCACACCCACCUACACACCUGCCCUCACACCUGCCCUCACACCUGCCUGCUCCCAGCACUGGACAGGGCAGCCCUCGGGGCUCUCACUCUCCGUGUGAGGCAGAGCGAGGGGCUACGAGUGCUUGGCUUGGUUUUGGUCAUUUUAGACAUGAACAGUAUUAAAACAUAACAGAUGUGAGAGCGAGCUGUGUGUGUUGUCGUUUGUCCUGAA